UGACGUUUGUCGUUUGUAGGACAAGAACAAGAAAAAAACAUAAAAUUGCCUACCGAUUUGUUUUCGAUCGCUAAUAUUCAGAUACCUAUUCGAUACAAAACAAUAAAACCUCUAAAAACUUGAGGUAAAAUGGUUUUCAAUUUUCUUCUAAAAUGUAACCAAGCUAAAUCAAUCGCUGUUGAAACAGUCCGUCAUGCCAGCAAGAAGACCGGAGGCAGUACCUCGAACACCAACUGCAAGACGAAGCCCAAGCACCGCGGCUGGAAGGUGCAGGACGGCCACCACGUCAAGCCGAGCCACAUCCUCGCCACGCAGCUCACCACUAGGUUCCAUCCCGGACUUAAUGUGGGUCUAGGCCGCAAUGGUACUCUCUUUGCGAUUGAAGCCGGCAAAGUUGUAGUGACAUGUGAGAAGUUUGAGCCCAACUGGGAACACUCGUGGGUGCAGCGGAACUACGCAGGAAGACACCAACAAACCAUAUACAAGAAAUACUACAAUGUCAUCCCGGAACCCCAACAUAGUAGAUUUAAGCUUGUUGAUGAAGUUUGAACUGAAUGUAGACUUGUAGAGUUGUAAAUAGUAUAAUAAUAUAGUUUAUUUCACUAGGUGUA
Messenger RNA from Plutella xylostella (diamondback moth), 611 nucleotides. RefSeq names its product mitochondrial ribosomal protein L27 (gene mRpL27). Gene Ontology annotation, biological process: translation. Gene Ontology annotation, molecular function: structural constituent of ribosome. Lineage: Eukaryota; Metazoa; Arthropoda; Insecta; Lepidoptera; Plutellidae. The record is from RefSeq and is a predicted model, not a curated record. Gene Ontology annotation, cellular component: ribosome; mitochondrial large ribosomal subunit.